Molecule: messenger RNA, 2442 nt
Organism: Medicago truncatula (barrel medic)
Lineage: Eukaryota; Viridiplantae; Streptophyta; Magnoliopsida; Fabales; Fabaceae
Product: protein trichome birefringence-like 10
Exons: 4
Coding region: 345-1700 (451 amino acids)
Cellular component (GO): Golgi apparatus
Molecular function (GO): O-acetyltransferase activity
Source: RefSeq, a predicted model, not a curated record
ACAUGAACAAGAUCAUAAAUUGCCGCCCAUACCCCUAAAAUAAAGGGAGAAAAAUACCAACAAAUCCGACACCCUUAAAACAAAAUCUAAAACUCAAACACAAAACGCUCCAAUAACUUCCUUUUUCAUAACCCCUCACUUCAUAUCAUUGAUUGUAUCUCAACCUUAACCUCAUUCAUUCAAACUUCAACUUCCUCAUAAACACCACUUUACCUUUUCCUACCAUUCAUUAAUGCUUCUCUUCUCUUUGUUUUUUUUUUACUAUCUUUUUUUGUUCCUUGUGGACCCCACUUUAACCCUUUCACCUUCUUCUUCUACUACUUGUUCUUCUCUCACACUGAAAUAUGAACAAAACAAAUGUUUCUGAAACCAAAAAAACUACCAUGACCCACAUGGAUUUUCUCAAGAAAUUCAAACGCUUUAACCCCUUAGAACCUUCCUUAACAAUCCUUGGAUUCUUCUUCGUUUCAAUUCUCUUCAUUACUUGCUUCUUCUAUGUUGAUUACAAGGGUAUACUUCACUCUAGAGGAACCAAACUUUUUUCAUUCCAUUUUUCUUCUACUUCACCUUCUUCUCCUCCUCCUAUUCAAUUUUUGACUCAAAAAGGUGAUAACUGUGAUGUUUUUGAUGGAAACUGGGUUUGGGAUGAAACUUAUCCACUUUAUCAUUCUUCAAAUUGUUCAUUCUUGGAUCAAGGCUUUCGUUGCUCUGAGAAUGGUAGACCUGAUGCUUUCUACACUAAGUGGAGAUGGCAACCCAAAGAUUGCAACUUGCCAAGAUUUGAUGCAAGGAAGAUGUUGGAAAAUAUACGAAACAAACGAUUAGUUUUUGUUGGUGAUUCGAUUGGAAGGAACCAAUGGGAAUCACUUCUCUGUAUGCUAUCUUCUGCCGUUACAAACAAGAGUUCUGUCUAUGAGGUUAAUGGGAACCCAAUUACAAAGCACACAGGCUUCUUGGCAUUCAAGUUUGAAGAUUUCAACUGCACUGUUGAAUACUACAGGUCUCCAUUUUUAGUAGUGCAGGGACGGCCUCCUCAUGGGGCACCUUACCGGGUAAAAUUGACUUUGAGGGUUGAUCAUAUGGACUGGACUUCUCAUAGGUGGAGAGAUGCAGAUGUGUUGGUUCUCAAUGCUGGGCAUUGGUGGAAUUACGAGAAGACCGUCAAAAUGGGUUGUUACUUUCAAAUAGGGGAGCAAGUGAAGAUGAAUAUGUCUACAGAAGAUGCUUUCAGAUUAUCAGUUGAGACAGUAGUUGAUUGGAUUGCCCGUGAAGUAAACAGGAACAAAACAUAUGUCCUUUUCAGAACUUAUGCUCCUGUCCAUUUCAGGGGUGGUGACUGGAAUACUGGUGGUGGUUGUCAUUCGGAAACACUACCUGAUUUAGGCUCCGUGCCUGCAAUCUCCGACAUUCAUUUCAGUACCGUCACCAAUGUCUUGUCACAACGCGCGAGUAAAUCACAUGUUUUGAAUUUGGACUUACUUAACAUUACACAAAUGUCGGCACGCAGGAAAGACGGCCAUGCAUCUAUUUACUAUAUCGGGCCAGACAAGGGCCCAGCCUCUAUGCAGCGGCAAGACUGUAGCCAUUGGUGUCUCCCUGGUGUUCCCGAUUCGUGGAAUGAGAUUCUUUAUGCUCUUCUUCUCAAGAGGAAGGCUUUUUCGGACCGCAAUACAACAAAAGUUUCUCAAGUUAUUCUAUAAAUAGUCUUAUACAGUUUGCGGAAAAAGCACAUAUUACAAAAUCUUUACCAACCCUUCUCAAUCAUUGGUGAAUGACAUGAAGUUGGAAGCUAAAUUUGCCAUCUUUGUGGUCAGAUUCACUAAUUGGUGAAUCUAACUAUUUGUUAGUAAUUGCCUUGUGUUACAAAGCAAAGAAAUUAACAUGUUUGGUUUAAGAAAGAUGUCUUCUGUUUCUAUUUUUAUUAAUUUUACCAAUAGGCAUGUACAUAUCAUUUUAAUUUGACCUUAUUUCUUAUUUUUGGAUAUUUGUACAUCAUAAAAUAUACAAAAUAUUUAUUUUUGGUCGUACAAAUCCUUGAAAAUUUGAAAUAAUGUGAAAAUAAGAUGAUAUGUUUAUAAUUAUUGGUUAAAAUUGAAAAUACAAACAGAAGAUGUUUUCUUAAAUGGAACAUGCAUGUUGACCUAAUUUCAUGCAAAGUGAUUGUUUUGACCCUCUUUGUAGUGGUCUGCCAUUUUAGAUUAAUGUUGGGAUGGUGAAUUUGAGGGAUAGCAGAUAGCUUAUAGGAAAAUAAGAAUCACCUAGAUACAAACUUGAUGUAUACAACAUAUUUUUUUUGGUAAAAUCUUAGGUGACAUUUGGUCUUGAAAAUAUUAGUGGAAGAUGUGUCAAGUUUUUUAUGUUACAUUCUGUACAAAGUAUAUACAAAACAUAUUUUGUGUUGGAACUUGCUUUCAUUUAACAGACUAGUAAUUCCUACGUGUA